Medicago truncatula (barrel medic) is the source of this 1747-nucleotide messenger RNA. Its product is annotated as magnesium-chelatase subunit ChlI, chloroplastic. Gene Ontology annotation, cellular component: chloroplast stroma. Gene Ontology annotation, biological process: chlorophyll biosynthetic process. Gene Ontology annotation, molecular function: ATP binding; ATP hydrolysis activity; magnesium chelatase activity. The transcript is spliced from 3 exons. NCBI's taxonomy places the organism in Eukaryota, Viridiplantae, Streptophyta, Magnoliopsida, Fabales, Fabaceae. The record is from RefSeq and is a predicted model, not a curated record. Bases 128 to 1390 code for a protein of 420 amino acids.
AUUUGUAUACGUCUGAAAUAUCGAAAUCUGUCUUCACAUACCUGAUACCACCAAGUUUCUAAGUGAUUUUGAAUGUGAAGAAAAACACACAACACAAGGAAGAAGCUGAAGCUACAGCAUACAAGUUAUGGCAUCAACAUUGAGCUCUUCUUCAAUUGCAGUCUUGUCUUCACGACGUCACUCUUCCCCUUCCAUUCAUUCUCUCUCGCUAACCAAAGGGCAAGUAUCUGGGUGCAAGUUUUGUGGUGGAAUUGGAUUUCAUGGUGUUAAAGGAAAGUCUCAGUUUUCAGUUUUGAGUGUUGCCACUGAAAUUAACGCUACUCAACAGGACAUUCAGGCUCAGAGAAUUGCUUAUAAAGAAAGCCAAAGGCCUGUGUACCCGUUUUCUGCCAUAGUUGGACAGGAUGAGAUGAAACUUUGCCUUCUCCUAAACGUGAUUGAUCCCAAGAUUGGAGGUGUAAUGAUCAUGGGGGAUAGGGGAACAGGGAAAUCUACAACUGUUAGGUCAUUAGUCGAUUUGCUUCCUGAAAUCAAGGUUGUUGCCGGCGACCCAUAUAAUUCAGAUCCAGAAGAUCCGGAAUUCAUGGGUAUUGAAGUGAGAGAGCGUGUGUUGAAAGGAGAGCAGCUUGAGGUUGUGUUUUCCAAAAUUAACAUGGUGGAUUUGCCAUUGGGAGCUACAGAAGAUAGGGUCUGUGGAACAAUUGAUAUCGAAAAAGCCCUCACCGAAGGUGUGAAGGCAUUUGAGCCUGGUUUACUGGCUAAAGCUAACAGGGGAAUUCUAUAUGUGGAUGAAGUUAAUCUCUUGGAUGAUCACUUAGUUGAUGUCUUGUUGGAUUCUGCAGCAUCAGGUUGGAACACAGUGGAGAGAGAAGGUAUUUCAAUCGCACAUCCUGCACGGUUCAUUCUAAUUGGUUCGGGAAAUCCUGAAGAAGGGGAACUCAGGCCACAGCUGUUAGAUAGGUUUGGAAUGCAUGCUCAAGUGGGGACUGUGAGGGAUGCUGAGUUAAGGGUUAAGAUUGUAGAGGAGAGAGCUCGUUUUGACAAAAACCCAAAGGAGUUUCGAGAUUCUUACAAAGCUGAGCAGGAAAAGCUCCAGCAACAAAUUACCGCAGCAAGGAAUUUUCUUGCUUCUGUUCAAAUAGAUCAUGAACUUAAGGUGAAAAUUUCCAAGGUUUGUGCAGAGUUGAAUGUGGAUGGAUUAAGAGGUGACAUUGUAACAAAUAGAGCUGCAAAAGCUCUUGCUGGCCUCAAGGGAAUAAACAAAGUAAGUGCAGAGGAUAUUGCUACUGUCAUUCCUAACUGUUUGAGACACCGUCUUCGAAAGGAUCCAUUGGAGUCUAUAGACUCGGGUUUACUUGUCAUCGAGAAAUUUUAUGAGGUAUUCACUUGAACAUGGUAUGACUUGCUCAGUCUUCUCUAGUAUGUUACCACAUCAUGGUUUACAAAUUGGAUUUCACUGUCCUUGAACGUGAGUAAGAAAAAUACUGAAAUUCCAAGCGUGGCUCUUUUUUAGUUUUGUUUAGUCUGCCAGGGUAAGAUAGGUCUUUUAAACCAAAAUGAGGAAUGAUGAGGAAAAGCAUGAGCUUGAGAAGCCUCACAAAGAAAUAGACAAUCAACAAUGAACAGUUUAUUGUAAACUUGGUUCAUUCAUUAGCUUGGCAAAUACAGUUUGUACUUUGUAUAUUGUUGAAAUGUUGAUAUCGUCUCUUAAGUAUUUUGAAUGAAAUGAAGCUUCACUUAAAAAUCA